CUAAACUUCUGAGUUCUACUCCUCCGCCACUAACGGUUCCGCCAUGUCUAUCAAAACCACCAGAGUCACCUACCGCACCAGCAGCGCAGCCCCCCGCUCCGGCGGCUUCAGCAGCUACUCGUACAGCGGGGCCCCCGCAGCCAGCAGAGCCAGCACUGCCUCCUUCAGCCUGGGAUCCAGCUAUGGGGGCUCCAGCAUUGGGGGCUCCAGGUUCGGGAGUGGCUACAGGAGCGGGUUUGGGGGUGCAGGUGUGGGCUCUGCAGGGAUCACAGCGGUCAGUGUCAAUCAGAGCCUGCUGGCACCCCUCAACCUGGAGAUCGACCCCACCAUCCAGCAGGUCAGGACCGAGGAGAAGGAACAGAUCAAGACUCUCAACAACAAGUUCGCCUCUUUCAUUGACAAGGUGCGUUUCCUAGAACAGCAGAACAAGAUGCUAGAAACCAAGUGGAGUCUCCUGCAGAACCAGAAGGCCACACGCAGCAACAUGGACGCCAUGUUUGAGGCCUACAUCGGCAACCUGAGGCGCCAGCUGGAUGGCCUGGGCCAAGACAAGAUGCGCCUGGAGUCUGAGCUGGGAAAUAUGCAGGGCCUGGUAGAGGACUUUAAGAACAAAUAUGAAGAUGAAAUCAACAAGCGCACAGAGCUGGAGAAUGAAUUUGUCCUGCUGAAGAAGGAUGUGGAUGAGGCCUAUAUGAACAAGGUACAGCUAGAGGCACGCUUGGAGGCCCUGACAGAUGAGAUUAACUUCCUGCGUCAGCUGUAUGAAGAGGAGCUGCGCGAGCUGCAAUCCCAGAUUUCCGACACUUCCGUCGUGCUGUCUAUGGACAACAACCGCAGCCUUGACCUCGAUGGCAUCAUCGCAGAGGUCCGAGCACAGUAUGAAGAUAUUGCCAACAAGAGCCGUUUAGAAGUCGAGAGCAUGUAUCAAGUUAAGUACCAAGAACUGCAGGCAUCAGCUGGUCGCCAUGGUGAUGACCUGAAGAAUACCAAAGCCGAGAUUAGUGAACUGACCCGCUACACCACAAGGCUGCAGUCUGAAAUUGAUGCACUCAAAGCACAACGUUCAAACCUUGAGGCACAGAUCGCAGAGGCCGAGGAACGUGGAGAGCUGGCAUUGAAGGAUGCCAGGACCAAGCUGGCUGAGCUGGAGGCUGCUCUGAAGAAUGCCAAGCAGGACAUGGCUCGCCAACUGCGCGAAUACCAGGAACUGAUGAAUGUGAAACUGGCCCUUGAUAUUGAGAUUGCCACCUACAGGAAACUGCUGGAAGGAGAAGAGAGCAGACUGGAAUCAGGCUUUCAGAACCUAAGUAUUCAGACCAAGACUGUAUCAGGAGUUUCCAGUGGUUACGGUGGUGGAAUUUCCAGUGGUUACGGUGGUGGAAUUUCUAGUGGUUACGGUGGUGGAAUUUCCAGUGGUUACGGUGGUGGCUACUCUUCCUACUCCAGCAAUGUGAGCUCUUUACCAUUGGAGACAUCCAAGACAAGCAAGCGUAGCAUUGUAGUGAAGACAGUGGAGACCAAGGAUGGGAGAGUGCUGUCAGAAUCCUCAGAUGUUUUCUCAAAACCAUGAGCACUUUAACCUUUGCUGUCCCACAGCCUGGGCUCUGAAAGAUGAGCCUCCUUUAAGGCAGAAAUCAGGAAGGAUUCCUUGGGUAGAUGUUCUUCACCCAUUCUCACUGAUCACCCCAAGCAUGCUAAAUGUCAAGCAAGCUGGCCCAAAUAACACUAACACCCCCCCCCCCCCACACACACACACACAGGUCUAAAACUGACAUUUGAUGGUGCUUAAAAUUAAAUAAAAAUGUAUUUGAGUCAUAGGUGGAAAUUCCUUGAAUUACCUUUCUGCUGUCUUCAUGUCCCAAAGCACCUUCAUCUGAUUCCCUCCCAGCAGGUUCAACUUAAGGCGAGUUCAGCCGAUUGUGGGCAAAGUUCUUCUCCUAAUACUUCUUUCUCUUUGGCUUCAUGUGCAAUUUUCAUGCCUUUCAACUUAGUGUUUGCAAGAAAAAUACUACCAUACUAGCACAUUCUAGCACCGUGCCUUAUGGUCCAUCAUUUUGUGGUGGAUUCUGGAAGUGCCUACAACAUGUGGGUGUUUUCGCAUAACUCUUUUAAAAUAAAGUUGUUUUUUUUGUUUAAAA
Molecule: messenger RNA, 2138 nt
Organism: Xenopus tropicalis (tropical clawed frog)
Lineage: Eukaryota; Metazoa; Chordata; Amphibia; Anura; Pipidae
Gene: krt8
Product: keratin 8, gene 1
Exons: 9
Coding region: 44-1570 (508 amino acids)
Cellular component (GO): cytoplasm; keratin filament; nuclear matrix
Molecular function (GO): structural molecule activity
Source: RefSeq, marked provisional